AUGCUUUUGAUUGUGAUCUUCUUUGAUCGACUUUCAAAUGAAGUUCCGUAUUUUAAACAGAAGAAAGAUGCUCUUGGAAGACCCGGUCUCUCGGCACUUCAGAAGUAUACGGCAGCAAUUCGUCUAUUGGCAUAUGGCACUGCACUUGAUGCGGUUGACGAAUACCUCCGGCUUGGUGCAACAACUGCUCGAUUAUGUUUGGAACAUUUUGUCCAAGGAAUAAUAAAUCUCUUUGGAAAUGAGUAUCUUAGACGUCCCACACCGGAGGAUCUUCAACGACUACUUCAUGUUGGAGAGUAUCGGGGAUUUCCCGGGAUGAUAGGAAGCAUCGAUUAUAUGCACUGGGAGUGGAAGAACUGUCCGACUGCUUGGAGCGGACAGUAUACACGGGGUUCUGGAAAACCAACUAUCGUGUUAGAGGCGGUGGCUUCAUAUGAUCUAUGGAUAUGGCAUGCGUUUUUUGGCGCGCCAGGUACAUUAAACGAUAUCAAUGUUCUUGAUCGCUCACCCGUUUUUGAUGAUAUAAUACAAGGUCGUGCUCCGCAAGUGAAUUUCUCUAUCAACGGAAACGAGUACAAUUUGGCUUACUAUCUAACAGAUGGUAUUUAUCCUAAGUGGGCUACGUUUAUUCAAUCCAUUACACUUCCCCAAGGUGCCAAAGCAAAAUUGUUUGCUGAACGUCAAGAAUCUGUCCGAAAAGACGUCGAGCGUGUUUUUGGAGUUUUGCAAGCUCGGCUCUUUCUUGGGAUAAAGGAAAAAUAG
Messenger RNA from Eutrema salsugineum, 762 nucleotides. RefSeq lists its product as uncharacterized. Bases 1 to 762 code for a protein of 253 amino acids. The transcript has a single exon. Lineage: Eukaryota; Viridiplantae; Streptophyta; Magnoliopsida; Brassicales; Brassicaceae. The record is from RefSeq and is a predicted model, not a curated record.